Musca vetustissima is the source of this 675-nucleotide messenger RNA. RefSeq lists its product as uncharacterized. Bases 172 to 636 code for a protein of 154 amino acids. Lineage: Eukaryota; Metazoa; Arthropoda; Insecta; Diptera; Muscidae. The record is from RefSeq and is a predicted model, not a curated record. The transcript has a single exon.
GAUGGCCGAAAAAAAUCAGUUUCAUUCGCAAGCUGUUGCAACUCAUUUCACAAACUCAACCUACGCACUGUGAUAUUUUCAAUAGAUCAGUGCCAACACUUCGAACAUCCAUCGAUCUAGAAUUAUCGUCUCAUUGUUUCGCUCACGAGAGAACAUUGAGGGAUCAUCAUCAUGAUUUUGGCAGCUCGAAAACAUCUCUUUGCUACCAAUAUCAUAUUCUUCUUCAUCAUUUUCGUCAUUCAGAAAUUCAUUCAGCUUUUCUGCAUCAUCGAGGAGAAGGCCUGCAAAAAUGCCAAUUGUCCCGGGGACAAACGAUGUGAUGAACGUUGUGUUGUAUCAACUGGUGUUGUCCCAACAUCUUCAUCACCAGCACCCACUAUGGCAGCUGCAGGCCUACUGAGUUCCUCGUCCACAUCCUCAUCCAAUUCGACUCCAUCACCGUCACCACCACCAUCGCCAACACCCCCAGUGAGAGGUCUAAGACUGAUUCCAAUGGCCAUGCGUAAGAAUUUGCGUAAUUUCGGAUUCGGCGAAGGUCACUUCCAACUGUUCGUCGAAGAGAAACAACGCCAGAAGUACAUAUCGAAAUCGCGCCUGAAUGCGGCCGUAGCUGAAGUCAAACUCAAUCCCAAUUAGCUAAACCGCCAACAUUUGCAUCAGAGUAAUUUGGACAAA